Molecule: messenger RNA, 6182 nt
Organism: Branchiostoma belcheri (Belcher's lancelet)
Lineage: Eukaryota; Metazoa; Chordata; Leptocardii; Amphioxiformes; Branchiostomatidae
Product: protein VPRBP-like
Exons: 22
Coding region: 102-4571 (1489 amino acids)
Biological process (GO): protein ubiquitination
Cellular component (GO): Cul4-RING E3 ubiquitin ligase complex; nucleus
Molecular function (GO): nuclear estrogen receptor binding; histone H2AT120 kinase activity
Source: RefSeq, a predicted model, not a curated record
CGAUUUGCGAGAUCUCGCCAGGUUCGACAUUUGUUGCGAGAUUUGGAAGCACGCUGCAGAACUGAGCCUGCUACAAAGUUUGAAGUUUGCAUCAUCACAAGAUGGGGUCCCGCAACACGUCCCCAUCAGUGGAGGCAGUGGUGACUAUCCUCCAGCAGUGGGAGAGGGACAUGGGCAGCGCAGUGGACCCCCUGCCCACUAUUAACAGUUUGGCAGAAAUUGUGGAGAGGGAGACAGAAGAGUAUCUUGGGCAGGACCCAGAUCCAUUUGACGACAGACAUCCAGGGCGAGCAGAUCCAGACAGUGGUUUUGGGCUUGUUCUGAAGACUCUGUUUAAAGACAAUGACUUCAUGAACACACUGGUGAAUAACUACAUCCUCACGCAGGAGAGAGAUAACAUUGAACUUGUCACCGCGGCCUGCCGACUCCUUAUCGACAUCCUACCCGGUCUGGAGACGUCGGUCGUCUUUCAAGAAACGGAUGGCAUUGUAGAGAGACUGUUCAGGUGGACCAAGCUAGAGCAUGAGCCGCUGAGUUCCUAUGCCACUGGCCUAUUGGCUGCUGCCAUGGAAACGCAGGAUGUUGCAACCAAUUACAGGGAGGAUAACUCUGAACUGGUGCCUCAGAUGUUGGCUAAACUGAAGUGCCUGAGAGAACAGAUGGAGAGGGAGAGGUGUCACAAGUCAGAGGAAGACUUCGGUGUGACCAUGGACAGGCCAUUUGCCUGUUUCUCCAGUCCGGACGGCACGGGAAGCCCCGUAACCACGCCGACCAAAGUGGAGCUACCCAAACCUACAGACUCUGGUGCCGGAGACGUGGGGGUAGCUAACGGGCCGGGCAAUACGGAGGACGCAGCAAUACGCACAUCGCUGCCCCCUAGUGGUAGAACUGAUGGGUGCAGCAGCACCACCACCACACCAAAGAGCGCCGAACGCACGGGGAAAAGGCAGCUGGCGACAGACGAUGACAGCUCGAGCAAACGGACUAGAACGGAGGGUUCGCUCCCCGCGGCGGGGAUGUUCGCGUCCCCGCUGAAAGUGCCUUCGCGCGCCGGCAGUUCCAUGUCGCUCUCCCUGCACGACUGCAGUAACAGCAGCUGGAAGGAGCAGGUGCCGUACCUGAUUGGUCGACACCAGAUGUACCCCCUGGACCUGGUGAUGAAGCAGAGACUCAUCCUGCAGUACCUGACUCCACUGGGCGAGUAUCAGGAGUUGCUGGCUACAUUUUUUGAGCUGGGUGCUAUGGACCUGGUGACUUACUACAUGGACCUCAGGAACACACAAGAUGUCAGGCUCACUUUUGAUGCCCUCAAGUGGCUGGCUGCCCUGCUGUGCCAUAAGAAGUUUGCUGCAGAGUUUGUGUCACAGGGUGGUCUGCAGAAGUUACUGCAGGUGCACCGCCCCUCCAUGGCUGCCACCGGUGUGUCCAUGUGUCUCUACUACCUGGCUUACAACGAGGACGCCAUGGAAAGGGUGUGUCUCCUGCCCCACAACGUCCUGUCAGACCUGGUAGACUACACCCUGUGGCUGCUGGAGUGUUCACACGAGUCCGGCCGCUGUCAUGCCACCAUGUUCUUCACCGUCACCUUCGGCUUCAGGACCAUACUGGAGCUGUUCGACAGACAGGACGGGCUCAGGAAACUCUACAAUCUGAUGAGUACACUACAAAUCCUGAGGACAGAUGACCAAGGGGAGAACCUGUCUGACGACGACAUCUACGCCAGCCGCCAGACGACCAAACAUGUGUGCACGGCCCUCAGGAGGUACUUUGAGGCACACCUGGCCAUCAGAGUGGACGCCAUGAAGAGGGCCUUAUCAAGAACAGGGGGAGGGUCACCGGUCACUCCUGUACCUCCGUACAAGGCAGGAGCCCUGACACGUGAAGCUAUGAUGGGGAACAUGGAGAUGGUGGUGGAACAUGCACCUGUCAGGUGGCACUGGGAACCUGCACAGGAGUUCUUCCACCUGGGAGGAGUCAACCUACUGCUGCAGAUGAUCGCGCUGUCCUCGGAGUGGAGGAACUACGGCGGCCGGUCGGACACGAUCCGGGCGGGACUGGACAUCCUGGCCAUCCUGACGGUCACUCCCAAGGCCCAGCUCCUGCUGUGUGAGCCGGUCACUCUGCCGGAGUCAUCGGCUACCAUCGGUCUCAACAUCAUCCUGGGCAUGGCAGAAGGGGAACAUCUAACCACUCCUGAUGCUGAGGUACAGAAGGCAGCCUUACAAGUCAUCAUCAACUGUGUGUGUGGACCAACCAACAGGUUGGGAGGAGGUGUGGGGAGGGUGGGCAGUGGCACCCCUCGCAGGAGGAACAUACUCAGGAGUGGGGAGGACGUCCUCACCAAGAUGUGGCACUGUGUCAGGGCUAACAACGGCAUCAAGGUCCUGUUGAACCUAUUCACUGUGAAAUCGCCCAUCACGGAUGCAGACGAGAUCCGUGCCAUGGCGUGCCGCGCCCUGUGCGGUCUGGCGCGCUGCGACACUGUCAAGCAGAUCAUCGGCAAACUGCAGCUGUUCAGCUCCGGGGAGAUGCAGCGGCUGAUGAAGGAACCCACCCUGCAGGAGAAGCGGCAGGAGCACCUCAAGUUCGUCAAGUACGCAGCCGAGCUGCUGGAGAGGAUCUCGGGGAAGCCGGUGUUGUCCGGUUACGAGGCCACCCUGGCGGGACUGAACCGGGCGGACAUCGUCGCCCAGACCAGGAUAGCGUACAACUCCAAAGAACUGAUGCAACUCAUCCACAACCACCUCUUGCAGAACGGCAUGACGGACACGGCGGCAUCCCUGCAGCGGGAGGCGGGAUUGGGCAGGGUCUCUCCGCACCACGAGCCAAUCAGACACUCCGCGGCGCACCACGCCCCCGUCGCCAUGGCGGCAGCACCUCCUCAGGGACACAAGCUGAUCAGGGUUCCGCCGGCCGGAAACGCCAGCGUCUCCAACACCUCUCCCCUCAGCGGACAUUUGAAAUUCGUUCCUCCCACGUCCGGAGCCUCUCGGACCAACAGGACUCCGCACUUUGUCCGACAGAAGUCGCAAACGGCCGGCGGGAACUUCAUGCCCAGUCCCGUGAUGAGGAAACAAAUGAUGAAGACCUCCCCCGCCCCUCCCUCUCUGGACAAUAUAGUGAAGAAGUAUCUAGCAGAGCAGCAUUCGCACUGUCGGAACCCCGUAUCCACCUGUCCACCCUUCUCCCUCAUACAGCCCCACCACUGUCCCGAACCCAAGUACCGUAGACACGCGCCAAACAACGUCGCGGCGCGCCUCGUCCGCAGGGCGGCCUUCCCAAUCUACGGCGGGCUGGACGGAUCCUCGUACGACCGCCAGUUCAUCUACAGCAGGUUCCGACCGGUCCGCAUGCUGCGAGACGCGGAGGGUGACAGUUCCUUCACGUGCUGCGCGUUCAUGCCCUCCUCGUUCUACCACAAGUACGUGGCGCUGGGGACCUACUCCGGAGAACUGAAGAUGUACAGCCUGAUCUCGGGUACGGAGGAGGGGACGUACGUCUGUCAUAACAGUGCGAUCACACACUGCGAGCCUUCCCGUGACGGGAGCCUCAUGCUGACCUCGGGGUCGUACGGGCGGCCGCUGUCGGCGCUGUGGAGCAUGAACGGAGUGUUCACCAGGAAGAUGAGUAUCGCCGAGGACAACCAUGUGGAGUUCAGCAAACUGGUGCAGGACCGAGUCAUCGGUACCAAGAACGAGAUUGCCCACAUCUACGACAUCCAGACGUGUCAGAAGACCCUGACCCUGGUCGACCCUGACCUCACCAACCGCUACAAUAAGAACAAGGCCACCUUCAACGCCACGGACGACAUGGUCCUGUCUGACGGGGUAUUAUGGGAUGUCAGGUCGGCUAAGCCCAUCCACAAGUUUGACAAGUUCAAUGGUAACAUCAGCGGAGUGUUCCACCCCAACGGUCUGGAGAUCGUCAUCAAUUCUGAGAUUUGGGACAUGCGAUCCUUCCACCUGCUCCACACCGUGCCCUCACUGGACCAGUGUCAGGUGGUCUUCAACAACAACGGAACUGUCAUGUAUGGAGCUAUGUUCCAUGAAGAAGAAGAUGAGUUGGAAGAUGACUGGUUGAAGAACACCUACGGCUCAUCCUUCAGGACAUUUGAUGCCACAGACUACAGCCCCAUAGCAACGAUUGAUGUGAAACGGAACAUCUUUGACCUGGCCACGGAUGCCUCGGACCAUUACUUAGCCCUAAUCGAGAACCAGGGUAACAUGGACUCCCUGUCAGUGGAGAGUGUGUGUCGGCUGUAUGAAGUGGGACGGCUGCGGGUAGAUGGGGAGGAUGAUGAAGAUGAAGAACAGGAGGAGGAGGAAGAGGAGGAAGAAUUGGAUGAUGAUGAUGAUGAUGAUGAGCUGAGUCAGGAGGAGAUGGAGGAUGGGGAGGGGGAGGACAACAUGGAGGAUGAGGAGAACCUGGAUGAGGAGGGGGAGGAGGGAGGGGAGGACGACGAUGAUGAUGAUGGGGAUGAUGACGAGGAGUUUGACAUCGACCUUGAGGACAGCGAUGAAGAUGACGACUUGUCAGAUAUUGAUGACGACAUGCUGUUCGCCCUCUCCUGAUCAUGAACACAGCAGCCAAUUCGAACCCUAGGAUUACUGCUGACAUGUGGUCCACGGGAGAUGUCGAAUCUUCAGUCCCAAAAUUUUUCACUAUUGUCUGUCCAGUAUUUUUUCUGAAAAUUCAGAAUGCUCAUUGAUAUGACUUCUUUCUGGCACCAUACAUGUACAUGUACAAGUACAAGGCAAUAUUCUGAAGUUUAAUAAAAAAUACAUGUACCCAGUAUAUCAUUAAUUCAUCUACAUGAACAUUUCCAAUUAAGUAAGCAGCAAGUUUUACAUGUAUGUGUACAUUAUAUUUCAGUUCUGCUAAGCUUUUAAGAGGUAAUCUGUGAAGUUUCUAGCAAUACCACACUUGUGUAUGUAUUUUAGUUCCAUGACAGAGAAAAAGUUCAUCAUAAUAUUAUCCACAAAAUGUAGGCAUAUAAAUGAAAUAUUACAUAAUCAUUACUGGCUGGGGUAAGACAGAACUGAGGCAAUAUUGAGGACAUGUAAUUGUAAAAGAUUCAAGAUAGGGAAGAAACUUUGCACAGUUAAGACAUUUCCAGUAGACACGAUGGCUGUUGUGUUUCUUAUGCCACUCAAGAAUCUCAGGAACUUGUGCUUGUCUUUCCAUAGAAUUUCCCCAAUAUACACCUCUCUGCAAUGGCCUACAGGUAUUGUAUAACACUCUGUGUAUUUAUGACAUGUACUUAACUAUGUAUGAGGGGUGCCGUAGAUUUUUCUGGCGGAUGAAGGUUCUGGCAGGAAAAAGUUUUAAGUAUUUUUUCCUUGCGAUUUACGCGUAAACUAAAAUCAACUUCAAGGCACUGCUGUGUCGCUCUGAUUUUAGCCAUGUAAAUUAUUUAUGGAUUUUUUUGGCCGAUUCUAUCACAAAUUUCAUACAAUGUAUAUCUUUUCUCUGCAAUAUAAUGUAAUGUUGUAGCUUAGAACAUUGUCAUGUACAUUGAGAAUGCUUUUAAACUAUACAUCAGGGAGAAUGUGUAUGACUAGUCUUUUCUGAUCAUUCAGGGCUCGAAAUACCACCUGCAUAUGCAGGUUAGUACAGGCAAAAUUGGUGCUGUGCAGGUAUUUAUGAGGUCUACCUGCACCUAACCUGCAUAAGGUUAUGCAUACUGUAUUUCAAAUGUUACCAGUGCAGGUAGACAGAAAAAAAAAAAGGAUUUUGAGCCCAGUCAUUUAACAGAAUGUAUCGAGCAACAAGCAAUACAGAACCUGUCGGAAAUUGAUUGACGUAUUGUUAUGGCAGGGUAGAUGGUAUGCCUUUAUGGUAUGACUCAGUAUUCGGAUGUAAAGGGUGAUACGGGUGAAUGAAAAAUAUUCAAAUGUAAGAUAAAACAGAAGACACUGUCACUGUGUAUCUGAUGAUGUGAGAGUGGUAUGGGCAGUCAAAGGGGUCAUAUACCACAAUGCUGAAACAUGAAAGAUAGAUUGGCUUAAAACAUUAACUACUGAUGUUCUGUGGUACAUGUACCUCUAUUGUUUGUACAUGUAGUUUGUACUAAAGUGAAAUGAGCCAUAUAGUUACUGCCAGGUGCCUUGAAUGUGUACCACUCCCACCUCUUUGUACCAAGAUGUUUCAGAGCUGUAUUAAACAUGGUCUGGGACAAACCC